AUGAGUUUAGAGAAUGAGGAUAAGAGAGCACGCACGCGGUCCAAGUCUGUCAGAGUGCCCACGGAGCUCAUCGGCCAGGAGGUGAGCUGUCCGACCCCAGGCUGUAACGGCUCAGGACACAUCCGUGGGAAGUAUGCGAGACACAGAAGUUUACAAAGCUGCCCUCUAGCAAAGAAGAGGAAACUUCAGGAUGCCGAGGCCGAACAUCUGGUGUCGAAGAGGAAAUCCCACCCGCUCAAACUGGCCUUGGAUGAAGGCUACAACGUGGACAGCGACGGCAGCGAGGAGGCUGAGGCAAAGGAGGAGUCCGUGUCGGAUGAGUCGGAGGGGACGCUGGAGGAGGACGAGGCAGAGGCCAUGGAGCAGGAGGAGACUCGCAGCCCUGAGCCAGCAGAAGGUAGAAGCCCAGCAAAAUCAUCCCACUACGGACAAAACACAACAUCAAGUACAUCUGGCCCCAGCAAGGCCAACUACAGCAGCUACCAAGAAAUAAUCGCCAACUCUCUCCUCAACUUAGGCCAAAUAGCAGAGGAAACCCUCGCCAUCGAAGGGCAGCUGCCUGAGGAUGAGCUGCAGGGCUCCAAGCCGCCGUCCAACGUUGUGCACUUGGUCCACGAGGACGCAGGAGAGGAGUUGGUGGAGGAGGAGUGUGACAAGGAGAUCAUCAUCCAGACUGAGGAUGCAGAGGAAGUCAUCGAGGUCACCAGCGAGCGCAGCAGCGAGUUGUGUCCCGAGCACCGCGACGAGGCCACCUGCGAGGAGUCCUGCAAACUGCAGAAGGCUGAGGCAGAAGAGGAUGAGGAGGAUGAGGAGGAGGAUGAAGAUGAAGAGGAGGAGGAUGACGAUGAGGAUGAGGAAGAGGAAGAAGAGGAGGAGGAUGAAGAGGAGGAGGAGAUGGCUCCCGAAGUGAUCUGUGAAGAAGCUCCCCACACUUCUCAGGACACGCAGAAAAGCCACUGUGAAGGGCAGUUCAGCCCCAAGCCCGAGUACUCGGUCAUCGUGGAGGUUCGCUCGGAUGACGACAAGGACGACGACGCCCACUCCCAGAAAUCCGCCGUGACCGACGAGUCAGAGAUGUAUGACAUGAUGACCAGGGGCAACCUGGGGCUGCUGGAACAAGCCAUUGCUCUGAAAGCCGAGCAGGUGAAAAUCGUGCGGGAGCCCGGCCGGCUGCUGGGGGAGCACGGGAAGCACUUCCAAGUGGAUGAGAAGCAGAGCAAACCGCUGGACAGCAUCCGGAAGAGCUACUAUGGCAAAGAUCCCUCAAGACCUGAGAAGCGAGAAAUCAAAUGUCCAACUCCUGGCUGUGAUGGGACUGGUCACGUCACGGGGCUCUACCCUCACCACCGCAGCCUCUCUGGUUGUCCGCACAAAGACAGGAUCCCCCCGGAGAUCUUGGCGAUGCACGAGAACGUGUUGAAAUGCCCCACACCAGGCUGCACAGGACAGGGGCACGUCAACAGCAACCGCAACACGCACAGGAGUUUAUCUGGGUGCCCCAUUGCUGCUGCUGAAAAAUUAGCCAAAUCACAUGAAAAGCAACAAACCCAGUCUGGUGAUCCUUCCAAGAGCAGCUCCAAUUCUGACCGGAUCCUCAGGCCUAUGUGCUUUGUGAAGCAACUGGAGAUCCCUCAGUAUGGAAGCUACCGGCCCAACAUGGUCCCAGCAACCCCCCGGGCCAACCUGGCCAAGGAGCUGGAGAAGUACUCCAAGGUCACCUUCGAUUAUGCAAGUUUUGAUGCUCAGGUUUUUGGCAAACGCAUGCUUGCCCCAAAGAUUCAGACUAGCGAAACCUCACCUAAAGCCUUUAAAUGCUUCGACUACUCCCACGACGCCGAGGCCGCGCACAUGGCCGCCACUGCCAUCCUCAACCUCUCCACACGCUGCUGGGAAAUGCCUGAGAAUCUCAGCACCAAGCAGCAAGAGGCCCCUGGCAAGUCCAUGGACAUUGAGGUGGAUGAGAAUGGGACUCUGGAUUUGAGCAUGAACAAGCACCGCAAACGGGAGAGCACCUUUCCCAGCAGCAGCAGCUGCAGCAGUAGUCCCAGCAUGAAAUCCCCAGAUGUGUCCCAGCGCCAAAACAGCACCAGUGCCACGAGCAGCACCAUGACAUCCCCCCAGUCCAGCCAGACCUCCCGCCAGGAUGAAUGGGAUGGGCCCAUUGACUACACCAAACCAAACCGCCAGCGGGAAGAGGAGCCCGAAGAGUCAGAGCUUGCUGCCCACUCUUUUGCCUCCUCGGAAGCUGAUGAGCAAGAAGUGGUGGAGGAAAACUUUGAGGAAAGAAAAUACCCAGGGGAAGUUACUUUAACCAAUUUCAAGCUUAAAUUCCUCUCCAAGGACAUCAAGAAAGAGCUGCUCACUUGCCCGACCCCAGGCUGCGACGGCAGUGGACACAUAACAGGGAACUAUGCCUCUCACCGCAGCCUUUCUGGUUGUCCUCUUGCUGACAAGAGCCUCAGAAACCUCAUGGCUGCCCACUCUGCUGACCUCAAGUGCCCUACUCCUGGUUGUGAUGGCUCUGGUCACAUAACAGGAAAUUAUGCAUCGCAUAGAAGUCUGUCAGGCUGCCCUCGUGCCAAGAAAAGUGGGAUCAAGAUCACCCCGACAAAGGAUGAUAAAGAAGACCCAGAGCUGAUGAAGUGUCCUGUUCCUGGCUGCGUGGGGCUGGGGCACAUCAGCGGCAAGUACGCGUCUCACCGCAGCGCCUCGGGGUGUCCUCUGGCCGCCCGCAGGCAGAAGGAAGGAUCCCUCAACGGCUCCUCCUUCUCCUGGAAGUCCUUGAAGAACGAAGGCCCCACGUGCCCUACCCCGGGCUGCGACGGCUCUGGCCACGCCAACGGCAGCUUCCUCACUCACAGGAGUUUGUCAGGGUGCCCAAGAGCUACUUUUGCUGGGAAGAAAGGAAAACUCUCAGGGGAUGAAAUACUCAACACAAAGUUCAAGACCAGCGAUGUUCUGGAGAACGAUGAAGAGAUCAAACAGCUGAACAAGGAGAUCAGUGAGCUGAACGAGUCCAACUCAGAGAUGGAAGCAGCCAUGGUGAAGCUGCAGUCGCAGAUCUCCACCAUGGAGAAGAACCUGAAGAACAUUGAGGAGGAGAACAAAAUCAUAGAGGAGCAAAACGAAGCCCUGUUCCUGGAGCUCUCAGGGUUGAGCCAGGCUCUGAUCCAAAGUCUUGCCAAUAUCCGCCUUCCUCACAUGGAGCCAAUCAGUGAGCAGAACUUCGAUGCAUAUGUGAACACGCUGACUGACAUGUACACCAACCAGGAGUGCUACCAGAACCCAGAGAACAAGGACCUGCUGGAGAGCAUCAAGCAAGCUGUCAAGGGCAUCCAGGUUUAG
Molecule: messenger RNA, 3345 nt
Organism: Colius striatus (speckled mousebird)
Lineage: Eukaryota; Metazoa; Chordata; Aves; Coliiformes; Coliidae
Gene: MYT1
Product: myelin transcription factor 1
Exons: 21
Coding region: 1-3345 (1114 amino acids)
Biological process (GO): regulation of transcription by RNA polymerase II
Cellular component (GO): nucleus
Molecular function (GO): RNA polymerase II cis-regulatory region sequence-specific DNA binding; DNA-binding transcription factor activity, RNA polymerase II-specific; zinc ion binding
Source: RefSeq, a predicted model, not a curated record